Molecule: messenger RNA, 1530 nt
Organism: Talaromyces rugulosus
Lineage: Eukaryota; Fungi; Ascomycota; Eurotiomycetes; Eurotiales; Trichocomaceae
Exons: 3
Coding region: 1-1530 (509 amino acids)
Biological process (GO): N-terminal peptidyl-glycine N-myristoylation
Cellular component (GO): cytoplasm
Molecular function (GO): glycylpeptide N-tetradecanoyltransferase activity
Source: RefSeq, a predicted model, not a curated record
AUGGCGGAUCCGCAGGACUCAAAGGGCAAAGGCCCCGCCCAGGAUGCGUCUGACGGUGCGGAGAAGAAGAGCUCGGGGACAACGAGCAAAGAGAUCAUAAGCGAGCUUGGAAAAAGCGGAAAAAAAACAAUACCCUCUGGGAUGGUCGAUACGUUACUUAAAAUGAACCCUGCCUUGGCCAGUGAGCUUGCCGACAUGCCCAAGGAGAAAGCUGUCGAGGUGCUCAGCAAAAUGGACGUCUCCGAACUUCUUACCGGCAUGUCGCUUGGCAACAAGAAUCAGAAAGACAUGGCUUCGUACAAAUUCUGGCAAACACAGCCCGUUCCUCGCUUCGAUGACAAGGGCGAUUUGACCGAAGGUCCCAUCAAAGUUAUCAACCCCGAGGAGGUGUCCCAAGACCCGUCGCCGCUGAUUGAGGGAUUUGAAUGGGUGACUCUGGAUCUCACAGACGAUAAUGAGGUGGCAGAGUUGUACGACCUUUUAUCCAACCACUACGUUGAAGAUGACAACGCUAUGUUUCGCUUCAAUUACUCGCGGGCGUUCCUUAACUGGGCCUUGACAUCUCCCGGUUGGAAAAAGGAAUGGCAUGUGGGAGUUCGCGCCACGAAAUCUCGCAAGCUGGUUGCCUCCAUUUCUGGUGUACCUACAGACGUACGAGUUCGCGGCCAGAAGAUGAAAGUUGUCGAAAUCAACUUUCUAUGUGUCCACAAGAAGCUGCGCUCGAAACGCCUUGCGCCUGUUUUGAUCAAGGAAAUCACUCGCCGAUCGUACUUACAGGGUAUCUACCAGGCUAUCUACACUGUUGGAAUCGUGCUCCCCAAGCCUGUGACUUCGUGCAGGUAUUACCACCGUCCGUUGGACUGGCUGAAACUCUACGAAGUUGGCUUCUCUCCCCUGCCCACGGGCUCCACCAAGGCUCGCCAAAUCACUAGAAAUCACCUUCCCGGAAACACAGCUACCCCUGGAUUACGAAAAAUGAAGGAACGGGAUAUUGACCAAGUCUAUGACCUGCUCGAGCGCUAUUUGACUCGUUACGAUGUCAACCCCGCAUUUACCAGAGAGGAGAUUGACCACUGGCUGCUUCAUCGGAACGAACGAGGAGAGCAGGUAGUUUGGUCUUUUGUGGUAGAGGACCCACACACGAAAAAGAUCACAGACUUUGUUUCUUUCUACAGCUUGGAGUCAUCGGUUAUCAACAACCCCAAACACAACAACCUCCGUGCUGCGUAUCUCUACUACUAUGCAACAGAAACCGCUUUUGCUAAAAAGGAGGAGGGGCUCAAGGAACGACUUCAGCUGUUGAUCAACGACGCGCUGAUAGAAGCUAAGAAGGCUCAUUUCGAUGUCUUCAACGCUCUCACGCUCCAAGACAACCCUCUUUUCCUUGAGCAAUUGAAGUUCGGCGCUGGUGACGGGCAAUUGCACUACUACCUGUUCAAUUACCGCACUGCGCCUGUCGCAGGUGGUGUCAACGAGAAAAACCUUCCGGACGAGAAGAAGCGGGGAGGUAUGGGCGUUGUGCUUCUGUAG